Messenger RNA from Orcinus orca (killer whale), 470 nucleotides. RefSeq names its product ubiquitin-like protein FUBI. Gene Ontology annotation, cellular component: cytosolic small ribosomal subunit; ribosome. The transcript has a single exon. Gene Ontology annotation, molecular function: protein binding; structural constituent of ribosome. The record is from RefSeq and is a predicted model, not a curated record. Lineage: Eukaryota; Metazoa; Chordata; Mammalia; Artiodactyla; Delphinidae. Gene Ontology annotation, biological process: translation. Bases 7 to 402 code for a protein of 131 amino acids.
ACCAACAUGCAUCUCUUUGUCCACACCCAGGAGCUACACACUCUCGAGGUGACUGACCAGGAGACUGUCACCCAGAUCAAAGCUCAUGUAGUCUCAUUGGAGGGCAUCACUACAGAAGAUCAAGUCCUGCUCCUGGAAUGCGCACCCCUAGAGGAUGAGGCUACCCUGGGCCAGUGUUGGGUGGAGGCUCUGAGCACUCUGGAAGUAGCCAGCCACAUGAUUGGAGGUAAAGUCCAUGGUUCCAUGGCCGGUGCCAGGAAAAUAAGAGGUCAGACUUCCAAGGUGGCCAAACAAGAGAAGAAGAAGAUGGGCUGGGCCAAGAGACAUAUACAGUACAACUGGUGCUUUGUGAAUAUUGUGCCUACCUUUGGCAAGAAGAAGGGCCAUAAUGCCAACUCUUAAGUCCUUUGUAAUUUUGGCUGUCUUUAAUAAAGCCACUUAGUCCAGUCAUUAAAAAAAAAAGAAAAGAA